AUGACUUCAGAAAUUGAAAAUCUACGACCGAAGUCACCACCAAUACGAGACAAUUCAGCAUCAAAAUUAGGUGGACCACCUGGCGCCAUUAUGAAGCCCAAAUCCAAAAAACAAAAUAACAAUGUUAUGGCAGUUCCUCAACUGCCACAAAUCCCGGCAUUUGCUCGUUGGAUUCCAACG
This is a messenger RNA of Racocetra fulgida, 180 nucleotides long. The record is from the annotation of a GenBank genome assembly. NCBI's taxonomy places the organism in Eukaryota, Fungi, Glomeromycota, Glomeromycetes, Diversisporales, Gigasporaceae.